Messenger RNA from Sus scrofa (pig), 889 nucleotides. Lineage: Eukaryota; Metazoa; Chordata; Mammalia; Artiodactyla; Suidae. The record is from RefSeq and is a predicted model, not a curated record.
AUGCGCGCGCAUGCCCCUGCAGGUGAUGGACUGGAGCUGGGCGGGGCUACAAAGACUGCUGAUUACAAUGCACUAUCCACUUCUGUGUUCCUAGAGUUAGGGUUCUGUUUUCUCCCUCUUGUAAAUAAUUCAUCUGAAGCCUAUCUUUUCUGCAAAGAUGCAAACCUUUCCUGGGAACGGUUUAAAGGGCGAGAUUUUAGAAAUAAAGGGUCACUUAAGGAAAACCUGGUUUUACAAAUUAAACAAUUCCAUCAGGGUGGAAAACAUGGCAUGAGAAAGCCAUUUCACAAGGCUGCAAUGGAUAAAAUUGGGAGAAAAAUCGCCAGCCUGAGGCAAAGAAGCACAGGAAAGCUUAAUUCUUUGAUUAGAGCGUGGAGAGGCGUGAACUCCAGCUCGAGAGCACCUGCUCUCCCACAAGGCCUGGGGCCGGGGCGGGACUGCUUUGGGGGUGGGGUUGCUAGCGGUGCCGAGGCUGGGCUGCUCACAACCCGGAUUGCCCUGCAGGAGUCCAGCGUCUCUGCGUCCGCCCUGUGCCAUCUUGGGUUGAGUGUGGUGCUGGGCAUCUUUGCUGCCCGGAGCUCAGUCAUCCUGCAGCUAUUUCACAGCAGGAACCCUGGACCAAAGAGCCAGGUGGAAGUCUCUGCCUGUCUACCCUGGGAGCCAAUUAAACAGGACCAAGCGCACAGGAAAAGGUACAUGAUGCCCUGCAUUUUGCAAGAUCUUCUGCUGAGAAGGAUGGCAGGGCCUUAAGCAGACUUUUCAGCAUAUCACUAUCAUUUUAUUGUUCUUUUAACACCAGUAAAGCCAUUCAGUUAUAAGCACAAUCUGGGAGUUCCCGUCGUGGCGCAGUGGUUAACGAAUCUGACUAGGAACCAUGAAGUUGUGGGUU